AUGGAUAGUACUACUGUUUUCACUUAUCCCAAAUGUAAAAGAUGCAAAGAACCCAUAACUGGUGGUCAUGCCUAUGAACUAGGAGGAGAUAGAUGGCAUACUCACUGUUUUAGUUGUUAUAAAUGUGACAAACCAUUGAGCUGUGAUAGUGACUUUUUAGUGUUGGGAACGGGUGCUUUGAUUUGUUUACAAUGUUCAGAUUCAUGCAAAGUUUGUGGAUCCAAAAUCGACGAACUGGCUAUCAUUUUGUCUAAUAGUAAUGAAGCUUAUUGUCCCGCUUGUUUUAAAUGUUGUAAAUGUGGAGAUAAAAUAACCAAUUUGAAAUAUGCCAAGACCAAAAAGGGCCUUUAUUGUAUAAAUUGUCAUGAAAAGUUAUUGGAGAAGAGGAAGCGACAUCAUGAACAUAAGAAAAGAAUUUCAAAAAAGGAUUUACCUGAUCUUCCUGAUGAUAUGAUGAUGCAGCCUCCUAUUAGGUCACCGAGAAGAAAUAAUAGCAUCUCGAUUACCAAGAAUAGUUAUGUUAAUAAAUCUAAAGAUAUAGAAAGUAAUGAGAAGCUGAAUGUUCCUAGAAGCAUUAGUACUAAGAAUAUAAAUGUUCUUGGUUUAGCUGCGCCAAUUAGCAUAAAAAGUGACAAGGCACCUAUAAUACCUCAGGUAUUACGUGAUGGUUAUGAGUCAGGAGAGGACAACAACGUCGAAGAAGAAGAAGAUGAUGAUGAUGAUGAAGAAGAAGAAGAAGAAGAAGAAGAAGAAGAUGAUGAUGAUGAUGAUUACAAUGAGAACAAGGACAAUGAAGGGGACUUUAGAGACUUAAAUAAUAAAAAAAAUAAUGAUAACAAAAAUGGCAAUACUGAUACUGAUAACAUGAAUAAGAACAACAAUGGUGAAAACAAUAGUUUUAAAAGGAAAAUAAAUUAUAACAAUGGCAAUUCUAAUUUGGUAAACAACACUGGUGGAAGAUUUGGCCAUUCGCACAAAGCUUCCAUUGAUGAUAUUUUAGAAAGCACAUUGGAGAAUAAUAUAGAAGACGAAAAGCUAUUAUUAAACAAAACGCCACUACGUAAUAACGUGAUAAAUAAAUCGCCAAAUAGGUCUGCAUUUGUUUAUGAAAGCGAUGACAAAAACAGGGAUAAUGAUGAUGAAACGUAUAGUGACACAGCAAAUAGAGAGGUACAUAUAGAUAAUAACAUUGUGAAAAUUGGCAUGCCUAUUAAUAGUAGAGAUAACAACAAUAGUAUGUAUAAUGAUACUAAUGAUGACAAGAAUAAUACUAAAAACAAAACCACUGAUAGGGAAUAUUAUAGUAGUGAACUGAUAGAUAUUUAUGGAAAUAAUAAAACUACUACUACUACUACUACUACUACUACUACUACUACUAAUAAUAAUAAUAAUAAUAAUAAUAUCGCCUAUCAUGAAAUUAACAUCGGAACACCUAAUUCCAAUACUGCAACCUUGGGUAGCUUUGCAGAUUUAAAUCUUCCAUCACCAGAUAAAAAAUUAUUGUUCACUAUGAGUACUAAUAAUGAUAUGAUCACUACUGGGAAUAUGAACCGUAGUAAUAGUGCAAGCACUAAAAUGCCUUUCAUAACAAAUAAAAAUCCCAUUAUUAAAAGCUCCAUCCAUAAAUCAGUGUCUACAAAUGAUAUUAAAUUACUUCCUCCUAAUAACUCCACAGAUAAUAAUUCUAUGGCUACCAUGGGUAUUAAUAACAUACGUUCUGUUACUGCUGCUACGCGUACUAGUAAUAAAGGUAAUUCAAGAAAUAAUAGUACAACCACUCCUAUUAACAAUGACAAUGUAAAAAACAAAAUUAAUAAUUCUGCAUCAACAUCCAAUUCUGUUCAUAGCACUCCAAAAAAAAUAAACAGGUCAUUAUCCUUAAAAUCACCUAGGAAAAUAUUGCAUUUUAAAACAUCUUCUUCAAACCAUAGUAGCAAUCACACUACCCCUUCUACUUCUAGCCAUAUUAAUAGUACACCAAAUGGAACUACAAGUAACACAAGAAAAGGCUUAGGAAUAUUUGAUGUGCAUGGUAAUAAUGAGGCUGAAACUGAUACGCAUACUGGAUGGGGCAUUAGGCAAUCAUUAACCAUGAACAGUUUGAAUCAUAGGACACCCACAAACCACAAAAAAUCAAAUAGUUCAAAUGGGGGUAGUAGUUUGGGGUAUAUUAAAUCACCUAAUAAUAAUGGUGACAAUAAUGUAUUACAAAAAACACCCUUGUUAUACAGUGCUAAUAAUACUGAACCUAUUAACAAUUUAGAUGAUUAUAAUCAUGCUACUAUUGGUAGGAACAAUAUAAAUGGACAUAGGAGAGUUACUUCUGCUUCAUCUAUAAUACCUAUCCCAUCAUUACCUCAAACACCUCGUUUGUUACCUAAUUAUAGCAAUACUGGUUCCAAUACCAAUAGUCAUGCUAUGAAUGGUCAAAUUGAUAAGAAUGGUAAUAAUACUGAUAACAGUACUAUUACUUCCACAAAUACUAGUCUUAAAAUUAAUAAUGAAGGUAUUGUUACUAAUAUUGAUAAUACUAUGGAAUUAGAAAUGAGAGAUUACAUGCUACAAUUAAGAAAAUUGAAAAUGGAAAUAUUAACUAUGCAAAAUACUAAGGAAACUUUGCAGGUAGAAAUCGAUAAUUUAAAAAAGACAAAGGAUAGGCUGUUCUUAGAAGUUUCGGGAUUAUCUUCUCAAAAACAAAAAAUGGCCAAUCGUGGUUCAUCCAAUGAGUCAAUUGAUAACAGUAGUAACAAUACAGAUUAUUCUCCCUCAAAUAUAACAAAUAAGACUGAAAGUUUUACAAGUAGUAGUACAAAUAGUGCUUCGCAUACCAAUAAUAAUAAUAAUAAUAAUAAUAAUAGUGGUGUUAAGUUUUGGAGGGCCAUAUUUAGUAGCAAUAGUACAAAUAAUAAAAAUAAUGUUAAUUUGGUAUCCAUAAGUGAUCCAAUACAACAACAACAAAUACUACAGAAUAACAAGAAACAAACACAGCUAACAUCCGUUAAUGGUGUUUCGCAUAGUGACAAUGAAAACAAGAUGCCUUCUUUAAUCGCCAUUGAAAGACAAUUAAACAAUUUCAAUGUGGGUAAUAUUAAUAAUAUCCAUAAUAAUAAACCUGUCUUGUUGUUGUUAAACAAUAUGACAUUGAUUUCUAGAUGUAAAUAUGAGAAUAAAAUAUUACCAACAAUUGUUCAAUUUUGCAUAAACACAAUUGAAAAAAAUGAUUCUUUUAUCCGGACAGAGGGCUUAUAUAGAAAAACUGCAUCCAAAAUAGUUAUUGAAUCAUUUGAAAAGGAGAUUGACAAUGUUAUUGAUUACAAUAGAAUGAAAUUUAUAUGUGAGAAUAAUCGUGAUUAUAACGAUGUUCAUGUACUUGCAUCAGUUUUGAAAAGAUAUUUAAGAAAAUUACCUAUUCCUGUUAUACCAUUUACUUUAUAUGAACCAUUUAUUUCAUUGUCCAGGGAUAGUACCAAUGUAACUGCCACCAAUAGCAAAAUGGAUCCUGCAAAUAAUAGUAUGACUACUAGUGCCAAUAGUGAGAAUAAUACCCAAUUGGUCAAAUCUUUGAUGAAAUUAGUUGGUGGUUUACCUAAAGAGCAUUUUGAUUGUUUAAAGGCAAUUAUACACCAUAUAAGUACGGUUUCGAAAUAUAAUAGAGAAAACCUCAUGACAAUUCAUAACUUGGCAUUAGUUUUCGCUCCCAGCAUAUUACGAGAUUAUACCGGUAUGUAUGAAAUAAAUGAUAUUCAACAUAAGAAUGUUAUUAUGGAACUUUUUAUUAAACAUGAAGAAAGAAUAUUUCAAUAA
Molecule: messenger RNA, 3804 nt
Organism: Saccharomycodes ludwigii
Lineage: Eukaryota; Fungi; Ascomycota; Saccharomycetes; Saccharomycodales; Saccharomycodaceae
Product: GTPase-activating protein RGA1
Exons: 1
Coding region: 1-3804 (1267 amino acids)
Biological process (GO): signal transduction; regulation of GTPase activity
Cellular component (GO): cytoplasm
Source: RefSeq, a predicted model, not a curated record